Molecule: messenger RNA, 855 nt
Organism: Trypanosoma grayi
Lineage: Eukaryota; Euglenozoa; Kinetoplastea; Trypanosomatida; Trypanosomatidae
Product: 39S ribosomal protein L46, mitochondrial
Exons: 1
Coding region: 1-855 (284 amino acids)
Cellular component (GO): mitochondrial large ribosomal subunit
Molecular function (GO): structural constituent of ribosome
Source: RefSeq, a predicted model, not a curated record
AUGCGGCUGGCGAGGAUGCCGCCGCGUGUGGCAGGGCGCUCCUUCCACGCGCAGCACCGCACGCCCAUUCUGCCGCAGCUGCCGCCGGAGGACGCGGCACCGCCGUCAACGACGCGCGUGUCAGUUGCGUACCUGCUGCACCGCCACCCGGUAGUGAAGCACACGCCGCACCCGCUCGAGACGGAGAUGGGAUACCUGCUUGACCGCGAGCACCAGCGCUACUGCCGCCACGAGGCGUCCGAGUCGGCCACGCAUUUCAUGAGCCAGCGGGGGCUCUCUGUCGACGUGCUGAACCGCACUGACGCCCGCCAGAUACAAAGCAACUUCUUCGGUCUUGAACUCUACCAGGACGCGAUGCGCGUGGUGCUGCAGCGCUACAAGCCAGAGAAGCGAGUGACGCCGCACGACUUGUGGAACCCCGCGGAUCUCGACGGCGCGGCACCACCCACGCGCCACUCGAUCCACCGCAAGCUCGACGACUACCUCUACCUCAUCGUCCAGGACGCGGCGACGGGCAGGUGGACGGUGCCGCAAACACCUCUGGGCGAGCGGGAGACACUGCGCAUGGCGGUGGACAGGGCAGUAGCGAAACACAACAGCGAGGGUUUGGACUGCUACGUGUGGUCCAACGCACCACAGGCAACGGUGCUGAAUGCUGCCGACAACAAACGUCUUUUCAUCUACGCCGCUACGUACUUGGUGGGGCGGCCAAAAUUCUCGGACUUUGAGCCGACGCCAAAAGAUCACGCGUGGGUAUCACGGCAUGAGAUGGUGCAGUACCGGCAGGAAUUCGAGACUCCCGACCUCCUCGAGGCUCUGCUCGACAUCUCCGCCGAUGGAACAUUUGAAGGUUGA